Messenger RNA from Zingiber officinale, 409 nucleotides. RefSeq names its product glu S.griseus protease inhibitor-like. Gene Ontology annotation, biological process: response to wounding. NCBI's taxonomy places the organism in Eukaryota, Viridiplantae, Streptophyta, Magnoliopsida, Zingiberales, Zingiberaceae. The record is from RefSeq and is a predicted model, not a curated record. The coding region runs from base 71 to 280 and encodes 69 amino acids. Gene Ontology annotation, molecular function: serine-type endopeptidase inhibitor activity. The transcript is spliced from 2 exons.
CACCCCUGAAGCUCUAUAAAUAUCACCAAAAUUUGCAACACAUACAUCGACUAAAAUAUUAGUUGAAGCAAUGGAAGAGUGCACAGGGAAAAGUUCAUGGCCGGAAUUGGUAGGAGUAAAUGGAAACAAGGCGGUGACUAUUAUUGAAAAGGAGAAUCCAAACGUAGAUGCUAUUACUGUGUUGAUUGGAAGCUUUGUCACCCAAGACUUCCGCUGUGAUAGGGUGCGGGUGUGGGUCGACAAGUAUGGCAUUGUCGGACAAGUUCCUCACAUUGGCUAGAUGCAUGUUAUAUUUAUAUAAAUAAAAGUUAAUAAAGUGGCUGAUAUAGUUUGUCACGAAAUAAAUAAAACUAUGGAUUUAUGUAUCAUUUAUAUGAAUUAAUUACAUGGCAAUAUGGCAUGCUCUUUA